Messenger RNA from Hyaena hyaena (striped hyena), 2098 nucleotides. It is a transcript of the gene DALRD3, whose product is annotated as DALR anticodon binding domain containing 3. Gene Ontology annotation, biological process: tRNA C3-cytosine methylation; arginyl-tRNA aminoacylation. The record is from RefSeq and is a predicted model, not a curated record. The coding region runs from base 363 to 2078 and encodes 571 amino acids. The transcript is spliced from 13 exons. Gene Ontology annotation, molecular function: ATP binding; arginine-tRNA ligase activity; tRNA binding. Lineage: Eukaryota; Metazoa; Chordata; Mammalia; Carnivora; Hyaenidae.
CCUAGCGCUUCGGGCGCUGGCAGAGUCACGGGACAAAGGGCUCGGGGUGCUCCCUCAGCCUGGAAGUGGUGGGCGUAGACGUCGGAGAGCCAGGAUUGUGGUCAUCUCUGGAACCUGGAGUGGCGACAGAACUCUAGGUCUAAGAUGGACCCCGAGAUUUCGGACCCGAGGCCGGACAGGGCAAGACGGGCCACGCAGAGGGAGAGCUGGAGCCGAAGGUCGAAAGCGGCUGCCACGGUUCCCUCUGGCGCACCUGUCAGCUCUGGGACUGCCACCGGAUACGCGCCCUGGCCUGUCGACCCUCCCGGAAGUUCGGCCUCCUGGCGUUUUGCUUCCGGUUUCGCUGGCUCCUUCCGGUCGCCAUGGCGACGGGGCGCCUAGGGGUCGGAGAGACGCUAGGGGCCCUCAACACGGCCCUGGGGCCUGGCGACCCCGUGUGGUUCAAGGAGACGCGCGCCCGCCACCUGCGUGCCCGAGACUUCCUGGCGCCACGGCCCGCAUUACAAGCGCGCUUCGGAGACGGACAGGUGCCCGAGCGUGUGGUCCUUGCAGUCGCCGGCCUGCAGGGUCCCGGCGUGGCCCCGGUGCUGCGCUGCGCGCCAACCCCCGCGGGUCUGGCGCUCCAGCUGCAGCGGCCCGCCGUCUUCGAGCGCGUGCUCGGCGCCGUAGCCUCCUAUGUCGCGCCCGCCGCGCCCGCCGCGCCGGGCCCGCGCGUCGUCCUUCACUGCCCGGCGCUGCGCAGUGCCCCGGGCGCGCUCCGCCUGAGCCAGCUGCGCGCCGUGCUCGUGGCCGAUCAUUUGGCGCGAGCUCUGCGCGCUCACGGGGAGAGUGUGCGCCUGGUGCCCGCCGUCCGAGACCCGCACAUGCCCACCUUCCUGCAGCAGCUGCACGUGGACUGGCCCGCUGCCUCGGAGAGAGCCGCCACUGAAGCCCUGAGGAAUCGCGCGCUUGCAGAGCUUAGCCCUGCCCGGGACCGGGGAGCCCUGCCCCCCGGCGUCCUAGGCACAGUGUGCCUAAAGGAGCUGGUGCAAGAACGGGGACGUGCGGCUGGCUACGACCCCAACCUGGACAAGUGUCUGGUGACUGAGGAUCUGCUCUCAGUGCUGGCCGAGCUGCAGGAGGCUUCGCGCUGCUGGCCUGGGGACAGCCCUCCGCCCCUGGCUCCGGCCCCAGAUGCUAACGCGGACAGCUGCAUAGUUGUGCACGUAGUGAGCUGUGAGGAAGAGUUCCAGCAGCAAAAGGUGGACCUGCUUUGGCGGAAGCUGGAUGACCAGGCUCCUCUCACACAGAAGCACCUGGUUUGUGGCCCAGUGAAAGUGGCUGGUGCACCAGGCACCCUCACUGCCCCUGAGUACUACAAGCUCCGGCAUGCCCAGGUAUGCAAGGCGUCAGCGGUGAAGCACGGCAGGGACCUAGCACAAGACCCAGCCUGGACAGAGGUCUUCAGCAUUCUCUCCGUGGCCACCAUCAAGUUCGAGAUGCUCAGCACAGCCCCACAGAGUCAGCUUCUGCUGGCCCUGGCCGACGGCAGCGUUUCCACAAAGGGCACCAAGAGUGGCACCUUCGUCAUGUAUAACUGUGCCCGUCUUGCCACACUGUUUGAGGGGUACAAACACAGCAUGGAACGAGGUCUGUACCCCACUUUUCCACCUGUGAGCAGUCUCGAUUUCUCACUGCUACAGGAUGAGGGUGAGUGGCUCCUACUCUUCAAUGGCAUCCUCCCCUUCCCAGACCUGCUGAGCCAGACAGCAGCCCUGGCAUGUACAGCCCCAGGGCUGCACGCGACUACUCGCACAGAGACGAUGUGCAAGUUCCUGGUGCAGCUCAGCAUGGAUUUCAGCUCCUACUAUAACCGCAUACACAUCCUAGGAGUAAGUGCACAGCAAAAGGGGGUGGAGGGGUUGCAGGGGUGCAAAGGAAGCAAAGGACGAAACCAGGAGGCCCCUUCUUUCCUCCAGGAGCCUCGACCACACCUGUUUGGUCAAAUGUUUGCCCGUCUCCAGCUUCUGCAGGCCGUGCGUGAAGUGCUUCACACUGGCCUAGCCACGCUGGGCCUCCCUCCACUGAACCAUAUCUAAGGCCACAGAGACCCCCACUA